This is a messenger RNA of Fusarium keratoplasticum, 1263 nucleotides long. RefSeq lists its product as uncharacterized. The transcript is spliced from 2 exons. Gene Ontology annotation, biological process: double-strand break repair via homologous recombination. The record is from RefSeq and is a predicted model, not a curated record. The coding region runs from base 1 to 1263 and encodes 420 amino acids. NCBI's taxonomy places the organism in Eukaryota, Fungi, Ascomycota, Sordariomycetes, Hypocreales, Nectriaceae. Gene Ontology annotation, cellular component: chromosome; cytoplasm. Gene Ontology annotation, molecular function: nucleic acid binding; 3'-5' DNA helicase activity; ATP binding.
AUGUCUUCUUAUAGCCAAAGCAUUGAGAAGUUGCUUGAGCUGCUAGCCUUUUUGAUUCACUUGAGCAGUGGUCUUCCGGCUCGGUCAAAUGAGCUCCUAACCCUUCGGCACCGCAAUACCGCCGCAGGGGGCAUCCGCAAUAUCUUCCUAGACCAAGGGCUAGUUAUGCUAGUUACUGGUAUUCAUAAGGGCUUUUCUAGGUCAGAGAGACUCAAAGUUAUCCACCGCUUCCUUCCUCAGGAGGUUGGAACCCUUUUAGUCUAUUAUCUCUGGCUUAUCUUGCCCUUCUGGGAAGCUAUGCAGGCUAAUUUUGACCCUAGCUCUCAGGGCUCUUUUUCCCCCUUUCUCUGGAAGACCUCUAGCCUAGAUGGCGAUGAGGCUUAUGGCAAGAAGGUAGAGGCCCUAGGGGAUAACCCCCAGCUACAGCAGCUGCAGGCCGAGCUAGGCUUCUAUAGCCCUAGAAGCUCUCCCUUUGUGGCCCUGAGAGGUAGCCAGGCUGAUAGCCCUAGGCUGCAUAUAGGGCUUGCAGCAGGCUCUUGGAAUUCAGCUAGGCUUAGCCGGGUCCUUAAGCGCUGGGGCAAGUUGGCUGGCAUUGAGUCUCUUACUAUUAGUAGCUGGCGGCAUAUAGCUAUUGCCCUAGGCCGCCGCUAUAUCCGGGAUGCAGCUAUUACUAGCCAGGGGCUAUAUAGCGAAGUCGACCACGGAGAUAGCAAAGCUUCCGGCUUCUUAGUGAAGAGUGGCACUUCUUGCUUGGUUUCCCCUCUGCCCCUGGCUUCUCAAGGGCAACUAUCCCCUCGGGCUCAAAGAGAGGCCCUAGCUGCCGUUGACCUUGAGCAUUUCCAGGAGCUUCAAGUAGCCCGCUGGAAGCAGCUACGCAAGGUUAACCUUGACCUUGAGCUGCAGAGGCUGCUCGGCUCUAACGCCACCUUCCGGCAAGGCCAGAAGCCGAUUCUAGAGGCCAUCAUGAGUAAUAGGAAUCCAAUCCUAGCCAUCAUGCCCACUAGCGGCGGCAAGAGCCUUCUAUUUCAGUUGCCGGCUGCUAGCUGCCCAGAUAGCAUAACUAUAGUAGUUGUGCCGCUGGUCUCGCUGCUAGGCAACCUCCUAGACCGCUGCCAAGCUAUGGAUAUCCCUGCUGCUCAGUGGCAGGCUGAUGGGGCACCAAGGGGGGCUUCUAUUAUCUUUGUGACGCCCGAGUCAGCUAUGACAAAGCGGUUCCAGGCCUAUCUAGAUGGCCUCCAAGCCCUAACCCGCUUGACCGCAUAG